UCUUCUACACAAAUUUUAAGGUAUUUUAUACUUAUAAUGACAAACAAUAAAUUAUGACAUAACAUUUGAAAAUGAUAAAAAUAUUUGGGAAGUUAAUUAUGAUCAAAGUUUAUAAAAUUUAAUUUCAAAAUGUAAAUUGUGACAUUCGUUUGGCAUGGAUGAUCAAGAAUGAUUGUAAAUGUAUAAUGGGGUUUCCAUUAUGGACCAGUGGAGUACAAAAGUGAAGAUGUCUCCCAAAAAAUCAUCAAAUUUUAAGAAAACUCCAUACGACCCAAAAUGAUGAUGGCCUUCCGAUAUGAUGCAAUUCCACAUCCUCUUUCCCGGCGAGAAUUUUACCUCAUUCCCGCCCUCAUGUACCUUUCUUUUCCUCCUUUCCGGGCCGCCGCCGGCAAUGAUUUCCCGGUCAACGUCUGGCCCAAGCCCAUAACCUUCCACUGGCCCAGUCUCCGCCAAACUCCGCUUAGCCCAAAUUUCACUGUUCACUCUCCCGCCCAUCCCUACCUCUCUCCCGCCGUAAGUCGUUACAUCCACGCCGUCCUGACGGAGCGCCACCACCCGAUAGGCCCGCCUGCACUGAACGCCGCGCCGUCGUCUCCGCCGCUCGAAUACCUGAAUAUUACCGUCUCAGACGCCGAGGCUCCUUUGGCACACGGAGUCAACGAGUCUUACACUCUCUCGAUUCCGGACGGCGGCGAUGGCGGCGCUUUCCUCUCGGCUCAGACGGUAUGGGGCGCGAUGCGCGGCCUGGAGACUUUCUCGCAGCUCGUGUACGGCGACCCGGCCCGGGUGGCCGCCGGGCUGUACAUUUCAGACGCGCCGCUGUUCCCUCACCGUGGAGUGAUGCUGGAUACUUCGCGGAAUUUCUACGCGGUCGAGGAUUUGUUGAGGUUGAUCAAGGCAAUCAGUAUGAACAAGAUGAACGUUUUCCACUGGCACAUCACGGACUCGCAUUCGUUCCCGUUAGUGGUGCCGUCCGAGCCGGAGCUGGCCGGCCGCGGCGCUUAUGGGGAGGAGAUGAAGUACUCCCCGGAGGAUGUCCGGAAAGUUGUAGAAUUCGGACUUCAACACGGGGUUAGGGUUUUGCCUGAGAUUGACAUGCCUGGGCACACAGGAUCAUGGGCAGAAGCUUGCCCUGAUAUAGUCACAUGUCCAAACAUGUUCUGGUUGUCUCCAGGGAGCAACAAAGCUCUGGCAGCAGAACCAGGAACUGGCCAACUCAACCCUUUGAACCAGAAGACCUACCAAGUCGUCAAGAAUGUCAUCCGUGAUGUCACAACCAUGUUUCCAGACACGUUCUAUCACGCCGGAGCGGAUGAGAUCAAUGCAAACUGUUGGAACACCGAUCCAUCGAUCCAAGAGUUCGUCUCAGACAAUGGGACACUAAGUCAACUGCUCGAGACUUUCAUAAACUCCACUCUGCCUUACAUUGUCUCAUUAAACCGAACCGUUGUGUACUGGGAAGAUGUCUUGUUGAGUGAUGACAUCAAUGUGACAACCUCUUCUCUUCCCAAAGAGAACGUUGUCUUGCAGACAUGGAACAACGGGCCAAACAACACAAGGAGAAUCGUCGAAGCUGGAUAUCGUGCGAUUGUUUCCUCAGCAGACUUUUAUUACUUGGACUGUGGGCAUGGGAGUUUUCUGGGAAAUGAGAGCCGGUACGAUCUGCCACCUGGAACUGAACAGGGCAACGGUGGGUCAUGGUGUGGGCCCUUCAAGACAUGGCAGCUGAUUUACAACUACGACAUAACCUACGGAUUGAGCGACGAGGAGGGGAAAUUGGUUUUGGGAGGGGAGGUCGCGUUGUGGUCCGAACAAGCAGAUGCAACUGUUUUGGAUUCGCGGGUUUGGCCAAGAGCUUCAGCAAUGGCGGAAUCUUUGUGGUCUGGGAAUAAAGAUGAGGCAGGGAAGAAGAGGUCUGCAGAGGCUACAAACCGGCUGAAUGAAUGGAGGUACAGGAUGGUUGCACGAGGUAUAAGUGCUGAGCCCAUUCAGCCUCUUUGGUGUGUCAAAAACCCUGGAAUGUGCGACGCUGUUUACCCCUUUUCUGCAUCUCAAUAAAUUGUUCGUGGAAUGCCCUGAGAUCUUGAAUUAGAAUAGUUGACUUUUUGAAAUAGCAGAAGUGUUAAGUUAGAAGGGAAUAAUAGUUAUCUCUAGCU
This is a messenger RNA of Cuscuta campestris, 2156 nucleotides long. The record is from the annotation of a GenBank genome assembly. NCBI's taxonomy places the organism in Eukaryota, Viridiplantae, Streptophyta, Magnoliopsida, Solanales, Convolvulaceae.